Chaetomium fimeti is the source of this 539-nucleotide messenger RNA. RefSeq lists its product as uncharacterized. The record is from RefSeq and is a predicted model, not a curated record. The coding region runs from base 145 to 495 and encodes 116 amino acids. The transcript has a single exon. Lineage: Eukaryota; Fungi; Ascomycota; Sordariomycetes; Sordariales; Chaetomiaceae.
UACCAAACUGUUGUUCGUGGCAGGAGAGAAGGGGGAGCCACGGGAGCUGACAGCUGUGCGGAAGAUGGUGGGGCCGUUACCUCAUAUGCGAGGAUACCCAAUGAGGAUGGUUUUCGGCCGUGGAAGGUGCGUACCUAGGUAGGUAUGCAUCAACGGAAUAAUCACAGGUACUUCCUGGUUGCCCAGUUCCUCGAAUCCGUCUUGAGUCCCCUCGCGGUUUGUCAAGAAGUGUUGGCAUCGUGCUUGAUCAUGUACCUAAUCCCUUGUAACUAUUGGUUAAACAAGGUAGUCGGAUGCAUGUUGAAUCUACUCAACCGAACGAGCUUCACGCUUGUCAUUGUCUUCCCUAGAAUAAACAUCACGAGUUUGACAACCUGGAUUAGACGGCGGACAGGAACCCUGCCGGAAUCCCUGAUCUUCCCCUGGUGGUUCCUGAUAAAUAACAACACCCGCUCGUAUCGAACCAUGCAGUCACGAGUCACGACCUGGUCAUAGAAUAACACAACAAGCGCUAUUAAGAAGCGGGGGGUUGGUAUUGU